AGACGGACCAGAUGCAACAUCCUUAACUUAAGCCCUAUAAACUGACGGCUCCUGUUCAACUGGGACUUUGCCCAUUCCACAAGUCUCUGACAACUUAACACAUCUCCAACUUAACUGUGUCCCAGUUCACCUAAAAUUUAAAAAUUCCUAAUUUCUUUUUUGUAAUUUGCAAACUAAAAUUGCAAAUUUGUAAGAAGCCAUGUACAUAUACAGAGGUAUACAACGCUUUAGAACAUCAGGUUCCUCUAUUAUUAACCGUUUAACGGUGCCACAGUUGAAAAGAAAAGCCUCUAAUUCAUGGUCUGCUAUUCAAGACACUUUUUAUUCAACGAAGGAUAUAUUUGAGAGGCAUAAGGUGGUGUUCACAAUCUCAACAUCUAUAGCAUCGGUUGCUACAGCAUGGUUUGGUUAUACUUUACGACAUCUUCAUCAAUCAAGAAUUGACCACCGCCUCGAAUCUAUAGAGAAAGCUAUGAAGAAUAAUUAUCAAAUUGAAGAUCCUGAAUUUAAGAAGCUUGUGUCUGGUUCCAUUAGUGUACCAGCGUGUGUUGCAACUGCUGGAACCACACUAAUUCUCGGGUAUGGCUUGGGUUUUCGAGGUGGAAAAUGGUACGCGGCCAGAAAGUUUAGAAGGGAGCAGAUGAAACUAUUGGGACAAAUAAAACCUAAGAGAUGGCCACUCAGGUUUUUACGACGACCACUAAUAAGGCCUAAAUCACCAGAAAAUCUAGUUACAGCAUCAGAAACAUUACCAAAGGGUGCAUCUGCAUCUGCUUCCAGAGUUGAGAACUCCCCUAACUUGCUGACAAAAUGAGGUUCUAAUAGAAAAAGUUUUGGUUCUAUCGAAAUCACUACGAGUACAGAAAAGCCGUAUAGUUUACCAAAGGUUGAUAACCAAUAUUGUAUACACCUUGUCAUUGGGUUGCUCCUUAUCUCAAUUAUCAACCAGGGUUUGAAAUCUUAAUGUAAACUAGGUUGGAGGAAAUUUCUCUAAGCUCUUGAGGGAGCACAUGCUCAUUCUUUCAUCAGUGAAGAUCACAUGUUUAGCUA
Lycium barbarum (goji berry) is the source of this 1050-nucleotide messenger RNA. RefSeq lists its product as uncharacterized. The transcript is spliced from 5 exons. Bases 200 to 814 code for a protein of 204 amino acids. NCBI's taxonomy places the organism in Eukaryota, Viridiplantae, Streptophyta, Magnoliopsida, Solanales, Solanaceae. The record is from RefSeq and is a predicted model, not a curated record.